AUUCUGCGAGCAGUCUCAAGUCUCUAAUAGAGACGAAUCUGUGGUGAAAUCUAUUUUGAGACUGUUUGGUAUUCUGGCGAGUUUGUCUCAUCUCUAAUUGAGCCAUAUCAGUCUCUAACUUGUUAUGUGCUUUGCAGCAGGUCAUAGAAAAAUAAGAACACAACAAUGGCUGAUGAAGUUGGACUAUUUUACCUUAUGAUGAAAAAACGAGAGGAGGAAGAGAGCUACAUUCGCAGGCGCAAUCUGACUGUUUUGCGAAACAAAAAUUAGCCGUUUUUAUACGAAGAGAACACAUUCAGGAAGUUCUUCCGAUUUCCCAAAUCUUUGUGCUGGGAUCUCAUUAAUCAACUCAAGCCGUAUGACCAACAGCAAACAUCGAUUCCAUUUGAACUUCGGUUUAUUUCAGUUUUAUAUUUUUUAUGCAAUGGCUCAUAUCAGUGUUGCGUGGGAAACGCAUAUUUCGCGGUGAUGAGCCAACCCACCAUUUCCCGUUGCAUCGAAUAUAUUUGUAAAUUGGUGGUGGAGCGUAAACACGGCGAAGUGCGUUUUCCUAAUUCUGUUGAAGAAUACAAUAGAAUUAAGACUGGAUUUUAUUCGAAAUUUGGAAUAAAGGGUGUAAUUGGAGCAAUUGAUUGCACUCAUGUUGGCAUAAUUGCACCUGCCUUGUCAAGCACAGUUGUACCGCAUGAUUAUAUGAACAGAAAGGGUUAUUAUAGCAUUAAUGUUGAAGCGCUUUGUGAUGAUGAACUAAUUUUCCGGCACGUGAAUGCAAAAUUUCCCGGCUCAUGUCAUGACUCCGGUAUAUGGACUACUUCGCCAGCAAGGAUAAAGUUAAUAAGAGAACACUCUGAUGGAGCUUUUAAAUGGCUUUUGGGUGAUUCGGGAUAUCCAUUGGAGCCAUGGCUUCUUACACCGGUGGCAAACCCUGAAACACCAAAUGAACAAAACUUCAAUACUAGGCACAUAAAAGCAAGAAACACUAUUGAAAGAGCAUUUGGAGUUUUAAAAUCACGCUUUCGUUGUAUUUCAAGAGAACGUACAUUGCGGUAUAAACAUUCCAAAGCGGCAUUAUUUGUUUAUACUUGUACAAUAUUCCACAACAAUUUACAAAACCAUGGAAUUUUUCUAAAUGACACCGAAAUAUUGCCAGAUCGAUCACCUCCUGAAAAUGUGGGAGCAAUCUCUGAAAUCCAUUCGGGGGAGUAUUACACUCGAGGCAGAGCAGCACGUCAAAGGUGCAUUAACACAUUAAAUAAUUAAAAUUCUACAUAUACAUAUAUUUCAAUUCAAACUUCAUUUAUUUAUAAAAUAAAUAAACAUAACAAUAAAAUAAU
Molecule: messenger RNA, 1334 nt
Organism: Bactrocera neohumeralis
Lineage: Eukaryota; Metazoa; Arthropoda; Insecta; Diptera; Tephritidae
Product: putative nuclease HARBI1
Exons: 5
Coding region: 469-1260 (263 amino acids)
Source: RefSeq, a predicted model, not a curated record